GUGGAGGAGUCGGUGGUGAUGGCAUUUGGCGGAGACUCGCGCAGUGGUGGCAUUGAGAUACUGAGGCGGGAGCGAGGUGCACGCAAGAAGCAGCUCUGGCGUGCGCCGCAGUGAGGUCCAUGGCUAUGUUCAUGAUCAUGUCAUGUCCAUGUCCAUGUCCAUGUCUACAGCUACAGCUACAGCUACAGCUACAGCUACAGCUACAGCUACAGCUACAGCUACAGCUAGUCGAUGAUGUCUGGACGACGUAAAAGAUAGAACACCAAGUACUAGCACGCAGCAACACCUCAAGACCAAGGCAGCAGACAAGGACGCACAGCUGAGGCAUGCAAGAUGGACAAGACUUUGUUCAUCCAGACCGUAGAAGCGUCCCUGCCCUCGCCGCAGCCGUUGCAGACGUAGACAGCGUCAAGGACGAGGGGGGCUACAGACGAGCUGGGUCGCGUCGCUCGCCGCCUAGAGAGACGCGUAGACCAUCUCAGUCGUAUGGAGAUCGCGACGAUUACAGAUACCGUCGAGACAGACGCAGGCAGUCACCCUCACCAGCACGCUCACAUUCACGUACAAGGGACUACGCACGAUCACGCAGUCCAUCGCGUCGGUCUCCUCGACGCAGCCUCUCACCACGUCCAGCUCAGGCAUCUCGAGCACGUCGUCGACCAGUACCAGAAGAUGCCCAAGAAAAAACGCGUGGAAAGCGUCUCUUUGGAUCACUACUCGGCACACUUGGCUCGGCGCAACGCCAGCUGAGCUCGACUGCCCAGCAAGCACGCCUUGCACAGCAGCAAGAGAUCCAGCAACGACAGCAACAACGCCUUCAGGAAGAAGCAGACCUGCAGAAACAGCAAGCGCAAGAGGCACACGCGUAUCGUGCUCAACAAGCAAGUCUCGAGGCAGACUAUGCGAAACGCCGUCGUUUGGCGUACUAUCUCUAUACGGAAACGGAACCCGUCUUACGCUACUUGCCAAAGAUGCUCUCGGAUGAGCAGCAAGAGAUCAUCGCAAAACAGGUGGACCAGGUGGAGCAGGAACGAGCAGAUGCAUUGAGCGCAUUCGAGCUGCGUUGGCAAGCGCAGCACAUCUUGUCACCACAGCUGCAAGCAAAGGAAGCACCGUCUGCUGUGGAUGUGCCAUUGCAGGUGCCAAAGGCUGAUUUGUGACUGUGUGUUGUGAUGUCAGCACGUACAAGUCGUCGACGUCUCGAUACUCUACAUCCAUGUCAAGUGCGCCGUCGCUGCUCAUCUUUGGCGGGGCUGGAUUCCUCGGUCAACGUGUGGCACAGUCUGCUAUUGCAAAAGGCUGGCAAGUCACUUCCAUCACCAGGUCAGGCGCACCGCCAGCUACAGGACAAGACUGGGAUAAAGUGCGGUGGGUGCGCGGGGAUGCAUUCGAGCCGGCGAGCUAUCAAGCAGAGAUUGCAAAAGCAAAUCACAUCAUCAGCACUAUUGGCAUUUUAGACUAUCGCGGAAUUCGCAAGCAAAAAUCGUGGCGCUAUCGUGUAGAUGCGAUAGGGUCGACUUUUUACGAUGCAGUCAAAGACACGACAACCUCAGACGCUCUCAACAUUUACGACCGACUGAAUCGCGACAGUCUCAAAGCAAUCGUUG
Messenger RNA from Protomyces lactucae-debilis, 1607 nucleotides. RefSeq lists its product as uncharacterized. The transcript has a single exon. The coding region runs from base 327 to 1160 and encodes 277 amino acids. NCBI's taxonomy places the organism in Eukaryota, Fungi, Ascomycota, Taphrinomycetes, Taphrinales, Protomycetaceae. Gene Ontology annotation, cellular component: catalytic step 2 spliceosome. The record is from RefSeq and is a predicted model, not a curated record.